CAGCACAUUGCUGUUCCUCAAUCGAAUCCGUCAUAGAGACGCGGCGGUAUACGCUUUUUGUUUGAAACACCCAAAGAAAACAAAACACAAAAAGAAAAGGGUAGUUGAAACAAAAGAGCAAAUUAUUUUCCCUAAUUUCUUCUUCUCUUCUACCAACCAGUCUUGAUUUCUACCUCGAUCUGUAAGCUAGAGUACAACGUGCCACAAAUCGUUUCUGCAGAUUACACGACCAGCAAAUUUAUUGGCAUUGCUCUGUAUUCGUUGCUGGUGUUUGGUCAAAUUUAAUAGGGAGCUCAUUUUUAGUUUUCUCCGCCAACUUUCCUUGAAAUAACCUAUCUUCUCUCGAAUUUAUCGAACACCCUUUUUAUUCUUGAAACAGUUUGUCUGACUCGCAUUUUAAUUUUCGUCAUGACUUCUGCUGCAUUUCAACAAGCAAUCGGGAUACCUGGUGGUUGCUUUAGUAAUGCAGGCAUCAAUCAGGCUAAUGGGAUUGCUUCAUUUAGGUCAAUUUCAAAUAGAUGGGUGCUUGAUAUUAAAUGUUUGAGGCAAAGAACUUCUUGCUCUAGAAUGAGAAGAUUCAGUGUGGUUCAAGGCUCAACUUCCGAGACUACUGUUUUUGAGUCAGUUUCGUCCCAAUCAAAUGGCACCACAAGUGGCUCCAAGAAGAAAUCAAAUGAAGCUGCGUUAAUUUUAAUUAGGCAUGGUGAGUCUAUGUGGAACGAGAAAAACUUGUUCACAGGCUGUGUCGAUGUGCCUUUAACAAAUAAGGGGGUUGAGGAGGCUAUUGAAGCUGGCAAAAGAAUAAGCAAUAUACCUGUUGAUGUUAUCUACACUUCUGCACUUAUUCGCGCACAAAUGACUGCUAUGCUUGCCAUGACCGAGCACCGUCGUAAGAGGGUUCCAAUUAUCUUGCACGACGAGAACGAGCAAGCAAGAGAAUGGAGCCAAAUCUUUAGUGAGGAAACUAAAAAGCAGUGUAUUCCAGUUAUUACAGCAUGGCAACUGAACGAAAGAAUGUAUGGGGAACUACAGGGUCUUAAUAAACAAGAAACGGCUGAUAGAUAUGGAAAAGAACAAGUUCACGUGUGGAGACGUAGUUAUGAUAUACCUCCGCCUAACGGCGAGAGUUUGGAAAUGUGUGCUGAGAGAGCAGUUGCAUUCUUUAAAGAAUACAUCGAACCACAGCUUGUAUCUGGUCAAAAUGUAAUGAUUGCGGCCCAUGGGAACUCACUGAGGUCCAUUAUUAUGUAUCUGGACAAGCUGACUUCUCAAGAGGUGAUUAGCUUGGAACUAUCAACUGGGAUACCGAUGCUUUACAUUUUCAAAGAGGGAAGUUUUAUUCGUAGAGGUAGUCCAGUUGCACCAACUGAAACUGGUGUUUAUGCUUAUACUAAGAGGUUAGCUCAGUACAGGCAGAAGUUAGAUGAGAUGUUCCAAUCCUACUUCAUUUCUGAUGAUAAAUUUCUGGAAAUGCAGAAGAUAGUGCUCAAGAUCUCACUAUGACCCUUUUUUGUCUGAGUGUUUUAUGAUAGUAAGUAAUGUUGUACUAUCUAGUGGUAGGUUCUCUCUAUAGCAAGUUGUUCACUAUGCACAGUUAUUUUCUGUUUGUUUAGUUGGUCAUUUAUAUGAUGUUAAUAAACUAUUAUAUUAGAGCGAAUCACUUAUUUUGCCGAGUCGUUAGCAUAAUGUAAUCGUGCUUGCGUGAUCAUUAUAUAUUUGCACGUUGCACUAUCGGAAUAUGCCCAAAAUUGAUGAUAAGUUGAUAGCUUCGGAACAGAAUUUGCA
Molecule: messenger RNA, 1785 nt
Organism: Striga asiatica
Lineage: Eukaryota; Viridiplantae; Streptophyta; Magnoliopsida; Lamiales; Orobanchaceae
Source: the annotation of a GenBank genome assembly